Molecule: messenger RNA, 3312 nt
Organism: Camponotus floridanus (Florida carpenter ant)
Lineage: Eukaryota; Metazoa; Arthropoda; Insecta; Hymenoptera; Formicidae
Gene: hpo
Product: serine/threonine-protein kinase 3
Exons: 10
Coding region: 243-1832 (529 amino acids)
Biological process (GO): protein tetramerization; intracellular signal transduction; regulation of MAPK cascade
Cellular component (GO): cytoplasm
Molecular function (GO): ATP binding; protein serine/threonine kinase activity
Source: RefSeq, a predicted model, not a curated record
CCUUGGUCGACCGUCGACCGCACCAUCUACGAUGGCCGAAGGUUUUCGAUAUUUCGGUUGUGCGGUUAUAUUUUAAUUUAUUGACAAAAAUGUAAUGCCUCUAUUUUUAAUUGGCCAUGUUACCUCCGCGCACGGCAUGAUAAUCACCUGACGUCCGCGUUUAUGUUGCUAACGUUUUCUAUAAAUAACCGCGCGUGCUUUUUUAUUCAAGAUCUCCACGCGAUCUGACAUCGAACGCGAAGAUGUCUUCUAAGAGUGAAUUAAAAAAGUUAUCGGAGGAAAGUCUGACAAGACAGCCGGAAGAAGUGUUUGAUAUUAUAUGCAAAUUAGGAGAAGGAUCUUAUGGAUCAGUUUAUAAAGCAUUGCAUAAGGAGAGUGGACAGGUGCUUGCAAUCAAGCAAGUACCUGUCGAUACCGAUUUGCAGGAGAUUAUUAAGGAAAUAUCAAUUAUGCAGCAAUGUGACUCUCCAUAUGUUGUUAAAUAUUAUGGAAGUUAUUUUAAGAAUACAGAUUUAUGGAUUGUGAUGGAAUAUUGUGGAGCCGGUUCUGUUAGUGAUAUCAUGAGGUUAAGAAAGAAAACCCUUCAGGAGGAUGAGAUUGCAACAAUCCUAAGCGACACUCUGAAAGGACUGGAAUAUCUUCACUUGAGAAGAAAAAUUCAUAGGGAUAUUAAGGCUGGAAAUAUCCUUCUUAAUAAUGAAGGCCAUGCAAAAUUAGCUGAUUUUGGUGUAGCAGGUCAAUUAACGGAUACUAUGGCUAAACGUAAUACAGUCAUUGGUACGCCAUUUUGGAUGGCACCAGAAGUAAUACAAGAAAUUGGUUACGAUUGUGUGGCUGAUAUAUGGUCUCUAGGAAUAACAGCCUUGGAGAUGGCCGAGGGCAAGCCGCCAUAUGGCGACAUACAUCCAAUGAGAGCGAUAUUUAUGAUUCCGACUAAGCCACCACCUAGUUUUAGAGAACCUGACCAAUGGAGUCCAGAAUUUAUCGAUUUUGUCAGUGGGUGCCUUGUAAAAAAUCCCGAAGAAAGAGCCACAGCGACUGAGCUUUUACAGCACGAAUUCAUACGUAAUGCUAAGCAACCAAGUAUUUUGAGUCAAAUGAUUGCUGAUGCCCAUGAAAUACGAGAGAAGCAAAGCGCACAUAGAGCUCAUGUCAUAAACAAUGUUGCAAUUAAAAGUCAGAAUCAGACGGAAGAUUCGGAUGAGGAUGACUGCAGUGGAACUAUGAAACCAUUACCAGAUGAUAGUAGGACUUUAGUGCCGAGUCAUGAUCUUCCAGACACGGGUACUUUAGUUUCGGCCAUGCCGGACUUGGGUACUAUGGUUAUCAAUAGCGACACAGAUACCGAAGCUACCAUGAAAAGACAUAAUACUGGUUCUGUGGAAUCUGGCAAGAAAUAUCGACCGUUAUUCUUAGAUCAUUUUGAUAAGAAAGAAGCACCUGAAAUUGGAAAAGGUAACGGACAAAUGUUGGGAGCACAAAAUUCGGAAAAUGCUAACAGAUUGGAGCUUCAAAGUCCAACUGAAUCUCAAAGAUUUCAAAGUCAUUUACAACUACAAUUACAGAAUCAGAUAUCUCAUCCUGUGCCAGAACAGCCUCAUAACAACAUAUCAAAAUUCCAAAACGUCUUCUCAGAACGUGAUUUCGAAUUUAGAAACAACCAUAUCCUGCAGCUGAAGUUUCUCUCCUACGAGGAACUGCAGCAACGAAUGGCUAGUCUGGAUGCAGAAAUGGAACGGGAGAUCGACGAAUUAAGGAAAAGGUAUCAAACAAAGAGACAGCCUAUUCUCGAUGCCAUGGACACUAAACGGAAACGUCAACAGAAUUUCUAACAGAGUUGGUUUUCUUCUCCACGCGAAUAAGUGAUGAUAAAGGGAUAGACAAAGGGUGUACAGUUGUAUAAAAUGGAUAGAUUUUAUUCGCGUCAUCCUUGGUUUCAUUAAAGAAAAGAGCAUUGUUCUCACACUCCGUGAAUAUUUACCUCAUAAAUGGACAGAAAACAUGUGAUCGUUGAAUGUUUCCUGUUUACUCACAAAUCACAAUGUUUCUUUUCUUUAUGAACCUGGGAUAUCAUAGCUAGUAAUAGCUAAUAGCCUCACGUCAUCAAUGUAAAUUAUUUUACAUAAUUUAGGUGAAGAAACAAUCAUUAUACUUAAUUUUUGUAUUAUGUUUAUAUCUAUACUGUUAAAUAUAUCUCCUAUUCUUAUAGAAAUAUUAGACUCUUAUAGGGUCGUUAGAAAAUAAAAAGAAUGCAAUAGGAUUACAAGAGAAAGGCAUCAGGAUUACAAUCGUUUUUAUCGAGAAAUUUUAUAUUAUAUAUGUGAAAAUCGUAUCGUCACAUGCUAGCUAGUCAUCUGCAAUGCCAUUUUACUCAGAAUAUUGCAUUAAAAAGAUUAUUUGUGUGAAAUGCAUUCACAAAAUGCACUGAAACGCCCAAGCAUUUGAAUGAUUUUAAAUGUGAAUGUUCUAUAUCUAAUCAUGACAAUUUGAAGUAAGUAAAGGCUGUAAAAUUUAAUUUACUUUUUAUUCUACUGCCAUAGUUAGUCUCUCUCUCUCUCUCUUCUUAUUUGUAUACUAACUCUAGUUUAUGUCAAUUUUCUAAAAAUGAUUAGAUUUAUUAGAUUUUUGAGUUGCAAGAAUCAUACAUGAUUACAUAAUUCUAAAAUAACAAAUAGUGUUCUUCGAUAUGCAGUACUGUGGUAAAAAUAAUGCUGCAUUAUAAUGAAAUAUUUCAUAAAGGAAUUUACUAGUAUUAGUCUUCCGUAUUAGAAAGUAUUCUUAAUAUGCUUUAAUUUACUUUAUUGCAAUAUGAAAAUUGUUGAAACUAAAAUUUAUCAAAUUCCACCCUAAUAAUGAUAUUUUAGAAUUGUAUAGUAUAACGCCUUACAGUAAUGAUUUUAUAUGUAAAACAUUAAAAUUAUUCACUGCAUAUUUUUUUAUUAUUAGCUGCAAAACGAAUAUAUUUGUGCCAUUAAUACGUACAUAUGGCAAGUAACUGUAAUGGAGUAAUUCCUUGCUGACGUUGGGCUAUUUUGCAAGUAGCGCGGAAAUAGAAUUAUAUUUAAACGCUAUAGCCAGAACUGAUCUUAAUUUUCUUUUUUAGAAAAUAAUAAGACAGAAUAACAACAUAUUUUUGAUAUAGAAAGUAUGCACAUUGUCAGCGAAAUAAGGUCCGAGUUUGAAGCAUAUAUUAUCUAUAAUCUUGAUCAUGUAAUACUAAUGAGGUUUUAAGCAAAAGAUAAUUAAAUCCUCAACUCCACAAACAACAUAUUCUAAAUCAUUUUAUAUGCAUGUAUUAUAUAUACAUUAAAA